AUGUUCAAUAACCAAAAUCCCUAUACGUCAGGUUCUAUGAACCAAGGUUAUUACCAACAGCAGCAGCAGCAGCAGCAGCAGCAACAGCAACAGAACAAUAACGCCAAUGCUCAUUACCAGCAAAUUUCAAGACCCCCAAAAGGGAACUUUAAUGGCAAUUACAUGGAUCAACAAGGCUCUCAUCAUUCAUUGCAGGAACAACUACAAAAUAGCAACAAUAAUAGUAACGGCAGCAAUAAUCUCAUGAUGGGAGGUGGAUUCACAGACGUUCCCUCUUUGAAUUACCCAUCUACUCCUCCACAUCAGAAUAAUUUCGCUAUACCGAAUCAAAAUCAAAAUCAAAUGAUAAAAACACCUCCGCCAGCAAUGGGUGCUCUUUACAAGCAUAAUAACAACUCUCAAAGUUUGGUUCAACAGCAACAGCAACAGCAACAACAGCAACAACAAUUUGCUGGCGGGUACUCGUCACCGGGUCAAUACUCGGUAGAAUCAGAUUAUACUCAAAUGAAUAACAAUAAUGCGAACAUACAGAAUAUAAGUAGAUCCAGUAGCCCGUUUCAACAACCGCAACAGACGUAUAAUCAGAACUCCAUACAACAGAGCCCGAUUAGAGGUAUAAAACCACAGCAACAACAGCAACCUGAACAAUUACCGACUGCUAAUAAUGAGGCUAGUAACAGUAACAAUUCAAAUUAUAUGUAUUUUGAAAGAAGACCGGAUUUAUUAACAAAGUCUACUCAGGAUAAAGCUGCUGCUAUCAAGCUUAAGAUUGAGAAUUUCUAUCAAUCUUCUGUGAAAUAUGCGAUUGAACGUAAUGAAAGACGUGUAGAAUUAGAAACUGAAUUAGCAUCUCAUGAUUGGUCCGAAGAGAGAAGAAAUAGGCAAUUGGCGUCUUUGGGGAAGAAAGAGUCUCAAUUUUUAAGAUUGAGAAGGACAAGGUUAUCAUUGGAGGAUUUCCAUACCGUCAAAGUUAUUGGGAAGGGUGCCUUUGGUGAAGUUAGAUUGGUACAAAAGAUAGAUACGGGGAAAAUAUACGCUAUGAAAACAUUAUUGAAAUCUGAAAUGUACAAGAAGGAUCAAUUGGCUCAUGUGAAAGCUGAAAGAGAUGUUCUUGCUGGAAGUGAUUCUCCCUGGGUUGUUUCAUUAUACUAUUCUUUCCAGGAUACUCAAUACUUAUAUUUAAUCAUGGAAUUUUUACCUGGUGGUGAUUUAAUGACCAUGUUAAUUAGGUGGCAAUUGUUUACGGAGGAUGUGACCCGAUUUUACAUGGCAGAAUGUAUAUUAGCCAUUGAAACAAUCCAUAAAUUAGGAUUUAUUCAUAGAGACAUUAAACCGGACAAUAUUUUAAUUGAUAUUAGAGGUCAUAUCAAGUUAUCAGAUUUUGGGUUAUCUACAGGGUUCCAUAAGACACAUGAUUCCAAUUAUUACAAAAAAUUAUUACAAGAAGAUGAGGCAAAUACCACCGGGUUAUCCAAACCUGGUCAACCAGGUAAUAUAAAUAAUGAUGGUAGUAGUAAUGCGGAUGGUUCCAAUAAGGAGAAUAGACAAUCCAUGAUGGUGGACUCCAUCAAUUUGACAAUGUCCAAUAGACAACAAAUUCAAACAUGGAGGAAAUCACGUCGUUUAAUGGCAUAUUCCACGGUGGGGACCCCUGAUUACAUUGCACCAGAAAUUUUCUUAUAUCAAGGGUAUGGUCAAGAAUGUGAUUGGUGGUCACUUGGUGCUAUUAUGUAUGAAUGUUUGAUUGGAUGGCCACCAUUUUGUUCUGAGACACCACAGGAGACAUACCGUAAGAUUAUGAAUUUUGAACAAACUUUACAAUUUCCCGAUGAUAUUCAUAUUUCAUACGAGGCAGAAGAUUUAAUUCGUCGUUUGUUAACUCAUGCAGAUCAAAGAUUGGGUAGACACGGUGGAGCAGAUGAAAUUAAGAGUCAUCCAUUUUUCCGUGGUGUGGAUUGGAAUACGAUUAGACAAGUGGAAGCGCCAUAUAUUCCUAAAUUGAGUUCCAUUACAGACACGAGGUUCUUCCCAACAGACGAAUUGGAAAAUGUUCCGGAUUCCCCAGCUAUGGCGCAGGCGGCAAAACAAAGAGAACAAAUGAUGAAGCAAGGCGGUCCUGUCAAUGGGAACAAUACUCCGACAAAGGAAGAUCUUCCAUUUAUUGGUUACACAUACUCAAGGUUUGAUUACUUGACCAGGAAGAACGCAUUAUGA
Naumovozyma castellii is the source of this 2214-nucleotide messenger RNA. RefSeq names its product serine/threonine protein kinase CBK1 (gene CBK1). The record is from RefSeq and is a predicted model, not a curated record. Lineage: Eukaryota; Fungi; Ascomycota; Saccharomycetes; Saccharomycetales; Saccharomycetaceae. The transcript has a single exon. Bases 1 to 2214 code for a protein of 737 amino acids.